UAUUGCAAAUUGUUUGAGAGAUUGAAAAACAUUCAUUGCAAUAAAUAAUAGGUUCAUUUAUAAUUAUUUAUCCAUAAAAUAAGGUUUAAUAAGUUAUUAACCCAUACAUACUAUAAUUAGAUUUUUCUCCAUUUUUAAUACUCCAAAAAAAUUCAAUUCUGCCCAAAACUACACUCGCUUCGAUCAAAUUCCAUUUCUGCUCCGUAGAUCCACGCGCCGCUGCAAUGACAGAUCCCACCGCCGCCGAACAACCAUCGGAACCACCGCCAUCCACUCCCACCCCCACCCCCACCCCCGCGGCACCGACCUACCACCUCUACCCUCGCCGCGAGCCAUUCGAGCACGGCCUUCUCCCCAUCCCCAAACUCAUCUUCUCCGAUGGUGCACAAACUCUAUCCCAGCUCAAAUCUUCGAUCCUCUCAUCCAAUUCCACUCACAGGCUCACCCCAGAAACCCUAGCCCCAUUCAUUCAAUUAUCCGUUGAACAUGCGCGGCUUCUGAUCGAAACAAUAUCAUCAGUUUUGCACGACGAUUCUGAUCCAUUAGUGAAGGCUGGUGCUCCGAAGGAGAUCGAUGAAAUUGGGGUCAAUGUAUUUGAUUUGCUUAUCUUUCUUUAUAUACAGAGUUAUAAGAGGUUGCUGCCGAAAGGGCACAAGGACUCUGCUGCUGUUGCUGAUGUUUGGCCCUCAACAUCUGCCUUUGAUGGAUUUUUAUCUGCACUUUCACCGUUGCAGUUGGUGCGGAGCAACAGUCGUAGGUUUAUGCCAUCUCAAGCUGACGAAGAGGCUCAUCAGCUAUCUUAUUUACAGAAGCACAUGGCCAACAUUCUUUCCCUCUUGGCUGACUCCACAGAAGGUGGAGAUGAUGAUUCCCUGGUUUUAUCCGUGGAUAAAUUCGAGCAUCUUGGGUUUCUGAUCUAUUUUGGGGAAAAGGGAUCUGCUAAGAUUUCCUUGAGCCAGAAUGCUCCAUUUUUCGCGAAUUCAGAUCCUGACAUGCCUGCUGCUCCUGUUCCUGCAUCACAAAUUCUUGAUUGGCUUCUCCAAAAUAUCUCGUCUACCCUGGAACAUAUUGCUGAUAGAGUUUCUCUGAAAGAAAGUGGGCCCAGUAGUUCUCCUGACCCGGAUGUUCAAAUGGCUGAUGUUGGAACAGGUUCAUUGAAACCUUCAGUUAGUCAUAGAGGUCCAAGUUUCAUUGAGGGAAUUUCCAAAUCGUCAUAUGUGAAACAAGCAUCUGAUCUUAAGGGUACCUCUGUAAAGGUUGUAAACUGCCAUGAAUCAGUAAUUUACAUUUUGGCGCCACUGAGAUAUGCAACAAUCUAUGGAUGCUCUGAUGCAACUAUUGUCAUUGGAGCUGUUGGCAAGGCUAUUAGGGUCGAACACUGUGAACGCGUUCAUCUGAUCACUGCAGCCAGACGUAUAUGCAUAGCUAACUGUCGUGAAUGUGUAUUCUUCUUGGGUGUUAACCAGCAACCUCUCAUUGUUGGUGAUAAUCAUAAAUUGCAGGUGGCUCCAUUUAAUACUUAUUACUCGCAAUUGGAAGAGCACAUGAGUCAAGUUGGUGUUGAUCCUAACAUCAACAGGUGGGAUGAACCCGUGGCACUAGGCUUGCUCGAUCCGCAUGAUUCGUUAUCCCAUCCAGCUGGCGUUUCAGAUGUCCAAGCAGAAUCUGCUAGUCGCGUAGACCCAGAUCAGUUUACCAAUUUUGUGAUUCCAAAUUGGUUGGAAAUUGAAAAUGCUGGUCCCACUAAAGAUAACCCCUUCCCUUUACCUGAUGCCUACCUUGCAUCACAGCAGAAAAAUAUCAAAAGCUUGGCGGAAGUUAAGCAGAUUUUGAGGGAAACUCAACUUGAAGAGAACCGGAAACGAGAAUUAUCAAGUGCUCUCCAUGCAUGUUUUAAAGAUUGGUUAUAUGCAUCAGGCAAUAUCCGGCAGCUGUACUGCUUACAGGGUGAAUAAGUGACGGAGCAGAAAAAAUGAUGAAUGGAGACAAUGUUUUUUAAGGUUUCUCUCUAUUUAGUACUCGGCCAUUUGAGGCUCCUCUUGCUGUUUUUUCAUGAUGCCAGAGGCUGCUGGGAUUUCGAUGCUGUCUUAGUUUACUGUUUCGUGUGUGUUGAUAAGUUUUGAACCUCAGUGAAAUUUGCAAUAAAACAGGAAUAUGCUUGUUACACUUUUUCGUUCUUCCAAUUUGUGAAUUAAUUAUUUUGUAAUUCCAGGAAUAAUGUUUUAUUUU
This is a messenger RNA of Erythranthe guttata (spotted monkey flower), 2229 nucleotides long. RefSeq lists its product as uncharacterized. NCBI's taxonomy places the organism in Eukaryota, Viridiplantae, Streptophyta, Magnoliopsida, Lamiales, Phrymaceae. The record is from RefSeq and is a predicted model, not a curated record.